UUACGUGGGUCGAUCGCCGCCCGUUACGUGUCCGCGUGGUGACAAAUAAGGAGAGCCGCGCUGUCAUUGAUUCCCCGCGACCGUCACGAAAGCGCUCGCUGCGUGUCCACUGCUGUACGACAGGAAGAAGCAGCUACUAUAUGUCCUCUCGCACUGCAACAUGCCCUUUGCAAAGGACGACUGAUCACCAUCUCCAGCUCAAGACUUGAGACCUUUCAUUUCAUUGCUGGACCUUCCACUUGUUGUGAAGACAUCUGUUCGAUCCCAUCACCCGAGCAAGAGUGCUGCGCCAUUCCACCUCUGGCUGUCUGCUUAACCCAUUCACAAGGGGGUUUGCCAUCCUGUGGACAGGAAGUAUCAGUGAGGGAUCUUCCCCACCUUCAGUCUCUGUUCAUUCACACACACACACACACACACACUCACACACUGCAGAGAGCUGAGCCCUGCUAUUAUACACCUACUGCACUCUACACUGCAGUGUCAUGUGGUAUACUUUACAGGCCUGGCUGUUACAACAGUACAGCCUACACUGGUAUACUAAACCUGUCUGGCUGUUACCACGGUACAGCGUCCAAUAGUAUACCAUAGAGGGAGAGCUGUUAGUAUUGUACUGUAAACUGUUGUGUACCAUACGUGGCUGUUGGUUACCACAGUACAUAACAUAGAUUAUUAUACUGUACUAUACAUCACAGGCUGUUAUUAGAGUACAGGCAACCAGGUGUAUAAAGAGUAGAGGAGAGUAGAGAAAUGUACUUUUGUUUGCACUGAGCUGUACCUCGUUUGGGGCAAAUGAAAGUAUGUCUGCUAAAGGAAAGAACGUAAAUGAGAGCGGAAUGCUCAUUAUAGUCCGUGCGGAGUGUGAUGUGAGCUGUAGUACCGCGGUCGUUCGUUCAUACGACCUCCCUACUUAUCUCUCAUAGGUGAUCUCACACACGAGCGCAUACAUUACUGCAGCCCGAGGAGAUGACGGCGUGGCCACGCCCCCUUUUCCAGCCAGCCAGUCAGAGCGGGGCCUAGAUAACCUCCCGUACUGUGCUGACUCUGAACUGAGAGACUAGUGAAGUGGAGGGGAGGUACAUGCGUGGAAGAGACGGCACUUGCGGGCAGACGUCAGAGCUGAUUUCCAUAAGGCAGCUGCUGCUCGGCCAGGAGCUCCGACCCACAAACCAUCCGGCGCGGGACCCGAAUGCACAGCGAAAGACUGGCGGACGCACCCUAUCUACACUACUGACUGACCUCAGAACACUGCAGGACCCCCAGCAGACACACUGCCAGACACUGAACCCCACACCCACACACACACACACAUACACACCCACAGCAAAGGUUCCACAUAAAUGGCGGACAAACAGAUAAGUCUGCCUGCCAAGCUCAUCAAUGGAGGGAUCGCAGGACUGAUCGGGGUCACCUGUGUCUUUCCCAUAGACCUGGCAAAGACCCGCCUCCAGAACCAGCAGAACGGAUCCCGCAUGUACACGAGCAUGUCAGACUGCCUCAUCAAGACCAUCCGAUCGGACGGUUACUUUGGGAUGUACAGAGGGGCCGCGGUGAACCUUACCCUGGUAACUCCGGAGAAAGCCAUCAAACUGGCUGCCAACGACUUCUUCAGGCAUCACCUCUCCAAAGACGGUCAGAAACUCACCUUGUUUAAGGAGAUGUUGGCAGGUUGUGGAGCCGGAACUUGUCAGGUCAUUAUCACGACUCCUAUGGAGAUGCUGAAAAUCCAGCUGCAGGAUGCUGGACGAAUUGCUGCCCAGAGGAAGCUGAUGCCACAGGUGGCAGGUGGACCAGCGGUGGAGAAGUCACCCACAGCCAUGCAGUUGACGCGUGAUCUGCUGAAGAGCAAAGGCAUUGCAGGGCUCUAUAAGGGGCUGGGGGCCACGCUACUCAGGGACGUGCCCUUUUCCAUCAUCUACUUCCCUCUCUUCGCCAACCUCAAUAACCUGGGUCGCCGCGGAGACGAGGGCACCGCCCCCUUCUACGUGUCCUUUGUCUCGGGUUGCAUUGCGGGCAGCACGGCGGCCGUGGCGGUGAACCCCGUGGACGUGAUAAAGACCAGACUGCAGUCUCUGACUCGCGGGACUCACGAGGACACCUACAGCGGGGUGACGGACUGCAUCAGGAAGAUCCUGCGGCACGAAGGACCCACGGCCUUCCUGAAGGGGGCGUACUGCCGGGCGCUGGUCAUCGCGCCCCUCUUCGGCAUCGCGCAGGUCGUCUACUUCCUGGGCGUGGGAGAGUUCCUCCUGGGCCUCCUACCCAAAAGGCAGAACUAACCCGUACCUCCCCGGUCCCAUCAUGCAAUGCACCAGCUGGGUCCCCUUUCCCAGGAGGCCUCAGAGGGCCCAGCGCACCGAAGACCAGCUCAGAUCCGUGUAACAGUGUAUUUUUUAAUGUUGUGUUUUUUUCGAGUGACUCUAGUGGAAUAUCUGCAGGUGGGGGCUGGGGCUCCUGGGGGGGGAGGAGCCUGCAGCGUCUGCAAACCUGCCCUCUGCCCCCCUUCUACCCCAUCACCUUAUUCCCGUAAGCCAUCAAGUGUGUAUUGUUAUCACCGCCGCUGCGUAACUCCGCCUCUGGUCUGCAGCGUGUAGAAGUUCGAACCCGCCCAGCUCUUUCGGAAGGGUCUCUGUAGAUGACCGGUCGUCUACUGAUGCUCCUUCGAGCCCCCGCUCCCUGCUACUUCUGUACUGUAAUACCAUGGAGCGGGGUACUUUACCAUAAAAUCAGUGCAAUUCAGAGCAGCGUGAAUGGGCUAAAUACUCUAAGUGACUUUGGAUAAAAGAGAUGGCUAAGGAACUAAUUAAUAAUAAUAAUAAUAAUGAUGAUGAUGAUGAACGCAGCAAGCCUGCGGAGCAGUCAAAGCACAUGUGCAAUGAGACCGUAGGGUUAUGGUUUAUGCAGGUCUCUCUGCGGUCCUCCGUGGACCGCCUUCACCACGCGAGGGUGAACUCUGCUCAGACCAAAGCGAACUGCCACACCUCGACCGUGAGCCGCGUGGCGACCUGGUUGCGAGCGCCCGGCAACGAAAGCCCUUCAGGGAGGUGAGCGUAACCGCGGCGGUAGAAACGCCGCUGCGAUUUCACCGGUCUUUGGUCCACCGGGUGAGACGACGGUGCCGCUGGCCUGUAGGGGGGGGCUCGAUGGCAGACGUGAGCGUUCGCUCCUUCCGUUUCGACCGAACUGGCGUUCCGCGCGGCGACAGGAUGCCUCCAUCUUUCCGAAGGGAAGCUGCUGUGGCUCGUUGUGCUGCACGCUUGCUGCUGUCACCGCGAGUCCAGUCACACCCACGUCCUGCUCCGGCAGCUGGAGGAGACGCCGCUUUUACCGUAAUAUUGUGGUUAUGAAGAAGUGCAAUUCUGCAACCCCCCGUCACCACGCGGAGCAAAAUCAGUUCCUCCACCAAUCGGCCUCUUAGUUCUCCUCUAUAUCGUUAUGUAUCGGUGUCGACCGCCUUUCUCCGCGUGUCCCCUGUGUCCAAUGUGCAUGGAGACGGUGCGGACUGACGUCGGCGUUACCGCGGUUCCUUGUUGUCUGUUUAGUGUCCCACUGCUCCCUCUCCCGGGUAACGUCCCAAGGCGGUGCGCGUCGGACAGGAUGCCCUUCUGUUUCCUGGACUAAGAGUGUGUCCAGAGAGCUGUCGGCGUGUCGUCCACAGCCGCUGUCGUUCCGUCCUCUCGAUUGCGCACCCCAAGGAGAAGCGCGGGGCCCCGGUCCCCUUCCCCCGUCGCCCUCCACCAUUACCUCAGACGCCGCGACACGAAACGUCUGCCGCAUGACUGGCCGUGGCCGCUGACCAGUUUAGCCCCAUCUACAUAUUUAUCAGAUGCUUUUCUCCAAAGCGACUUCCAGUGAACUCUAUGUAGUGUUAUGAGCCCA
This is a messenger RNA of Scleropages formosus (Asian bonytongue), 3876 nucleotides long. Its product is annotated as mitochondrial glutamate carrier 1-like. Bases 1338 to 2276 code for a protein of 312 amino acids. The record is from RefSeq and is a predicted model, not a curated record. Gene Ontology annotation, biological process: malate-aspartate shuttle; aspartate transmembrane transport; L-glutamate transmembrane transport. NCBI's taxonomy places the organism in Eukaryota, Metazoa, Chordata, Actinopteri, Osteoglossiformes, Osteoglossidae. The transcript has 13 exons. Gene Ontology annotation, molecular function: L-glutamate transmembrane transporter activity; L-aspartate transmembrane transporter activity.